Molecule: messenger RNA, 653 nt
Organism: Pundamilia nyererei
Lineage: Eukaryota; Metazoa; Chordata; Actinopteri; Cichliformes; Cichlidae
Product: amphiphysin
Exons: 7
Coding region: 60-653 (197 amino acids)
Biological process (GO): synaptic vesicle endocytosis
Cellular component (GO): plasma membrane; synaptic vesicle; cytoplasm
Molecular function (GO): phospholipid binding; protein binding
Source: RefSeq, a predicted model, not a curated record
CACACCCCUCCCCCUCCCGUGUCUCCGGUAAUCCUCCGGUCUCUCUCGGUGCGGUCGUCAUGGCGGAAAUUAAAACGGGAAUCUUCGCUAAGAACGUGCAGAAGCGCCUGAACCGAGCCCAGGAGAAGGUUCUGCAGAAGUUGGGAAAAGCAGACGAGACCAAAGAUGAGCAGUUUGAACAGGUGGUCAUCAACUUCCGGAGGCAGGAGACUGAAGGUUCUCGGCUGCAGAGGGAGAUGAAGGCCUACAUGUCUGCCAUUAAAGGGAUGCAGCAAGCAUCCAUCAACCUGACUCAGUCUCUGCACGAAGUCUAUGAACCCGACUGGCAUGGAAAGGAUGACGUCCUGACCAUCGGGAAGGACUGUGAUGCAUUGUGGGAAGACUUCCACAACAAGCUGGUGGACUCGACACUGCUAAAUCUGGAUGCAUACCUGCAGCAGUUUCCAGAUCUCAAGACCCGUGUCGCCAAAAGAAGCCGCAAACUCAUUGACUAUGACAGUGCCCGACACCACAUGGAAACCAUGCAGACGUCUGGGAUGAAGAAUGACCGCAAGAUGAUCAAAGCAGAGGAGGAGCUCAAAAAGGCACAGAAGGUGUUUGAUGAGUUGAAUACUGGUCUACAGGAAGAACUGCCAACUCUUUGGGAUCGGUGA